AUGGACAGUAACAGCGCCAAAAGUCCCAUCACCAUUGACAAUGAGAGCGAAUCCAGCUGGUGUAAGCAAGCGAUCACCAGGAAGGCACGCUCAAGUAUACCUGAUCAAUUCGAGAAGAUACCAAGAUCUGAGACACUCGAGUUCAGCCACUGCGAAAUUCUUGGCCCAACGGUCCUCGCCAACUUGCCACAAGAGACCUCACCAAUGGCACUUGCCAUCGGCAUCUUUGACAACAACCUCCCAUACAUGAGGCAGACUGUGUACGCCUUCGUACAUGGAUCGAAGCAUAAUCUAGUUGGAUUUUUCCUCAUCAAGCAGGACUUCAGCGUGUAUCGGAUACCACACACCGGACUUCAGAACAUCGAUUUCGUGGAACCCUUUUGUGAUCUUGGAGACCAAACCGUUGGCCAAAAAACAGUUUGUAACAGACUACGGGCCAUAAUUCUUUAUUAUCUCUUAGAAGCUGGGCAUAUAAGGGGAUUUGGCCACUACAGAGAUUUCUGGCAGGAUUUUACAAAAUCGUGCGCGUGGAUUGCGAAUAAGGGAAGUCCACCAAAGCUGCAGAUGGACGUACAGAGAGGAGACAGUCGACCGGCUUUAAACGCAGCGCUGGUUCCAGUCCCAAAUGCGGUUGUUUCGACAUCUGAAGAUGUCGCAUUCAAAAAGCGCAAAGGUGACGAAAGAUCUGAUUCGGCACCACCCAACAUCAAGCGCCGCGACUACGGUCACACAAUACAACGACCCAUCAUCAUCUCUAGGUCGUCUAGCCCAGAGAAUCCGGUCAUGGCAAAACGUAUGGAGGCCCAGCCUAGAACCAGUAAGGCAGAAAACGAUUUACUGAAAGCAGCGAUUGCUACUCAGACCAGACCGCUGGAAGUUAACCAGGCAAGAGUUUAA
This is a messenger RNA of Alternaria alternata, 897 nucleotides long. RefSeq lists its product as hypothetical. NCBI's taxonomy places the organism in Eukaryota, Fungi, Ascomycota, Dothideomycetes, Pleosporales, Pleosporaceae. Bases 1 to 897 code for a protein of 298 amino acids. The transcript has 3 exons. The record is from RefSeq and is a predicted model, not a curated record.